CCAGGAGACAAGCCUGUGUACGGGAGGUGUUAUGUUACCUGAUGCAAUCUGUGUUUUCCCUGCUGGCAUUUCCAGUUCACAUCAAUAAAACUGUUGUUUGUGAAAAUCUUAAACAACGAGACUCUGCACUGAGUGCAGCCACUCCAGCCCAAAGCAGAUCACCCUGGACAGUCCUCCCCUCUGAUGACGCAUCGAUCACAUCGCGCAUGCUCCCAUUCCCGGAUGUGCGGUGUUUUCCCUUCUAUUCUUUGUUGAAUAGGUUUUGGGGUCAGAAAAAGACCCCCGGGCGGGGAGCAGGAGGAUGGAUCACUCACUGCGGGGUGAAGAUAUAACUUUCCCAUCGGGUAUCACCGGCAGGUGGAGCUUUCCUUCUCUGGGACCAAAGUGCGAACAAGAGGACGACAAUCAACAAUCCUGUCACAAUCAGCAUGGACAGAGGUAGGACAUUGAAACGAGUAGGCAAAGUACUGAAGAGGUGUUUACGAGGCGGAUCAUCGGGGAAAGAUGAUCGGGACACAGGAAUCAAGAUACCGAAGCAGGGUCAGAUUGAGAGCGAUGCCCCAGGAUGCAGUACCCCCACAGCGGAAGUGGAGAAAAUGCAGCCCAGAGACACCAAUCAGGCAACUGGAACCAGCACAAGUGAGGCGACUGCCUGUCAGCCAAGAGUCAGUGACAUCACAGACACUGAUCAGGACCCUGGAACCAGCACAAGUGAGGCGACAGCCUGUCAGCCAAGAGUCAGUGACAUCACAGACACUGAUCAGGACCCUGGAACCAGCACAAGUGAGGCGACUGCCUGUCAGCCCGGAAGCUCAUUGAACACGGAAUGGUCAAGUCCCCAACACGGAGCAAAGCCAGAGUUUACAAUCUCCGACCUCCUGGCAGUGGGGGAGGAAUAUCGACUCUACCAACUGACAAAGUUCUAUAGAGACAGACUCAAACAAGCAAUUGAAGAAAAGGUUGAAAGACUCGGUUGGAUGUUGACAAACGAGGGACAUUUCAGUAGAGAAGAAAAUGAGAAAGUCACUGAACUGACAGAGAAAGGAAACCGGACAGAGAGUUCCAGACUCUUCCUCAGUUUGGUGAUGGACAAAGGCUCCCGGGCCCGGAGAGUGAUGUGGGAAUCCUUUGUGACAUGGAGGACUGAGUUACCAAAGUUGGACAGAAUACUGAGGGAAAUACAGGAGCUCGGUCCUGAUCCACAGGAAUACAUGAACAUCGCCCAAGGUUUAUCUGAAUUACCCACUCAGCUGAUAGGUGUUCAUCAGAAACACAAGGAGACUCUGCGGGCACAAACUGAAACACUGAGAGUGAACACGAUCCUGAUGAGGGAGAAGGUGAAGGUUUUCCAGCUGGUUGAUCGAUACGCUGAGCUCACGGUCAUUUCUACAGUUCGAGAUCGGAGACUGGUGGAACACGAGCUGCUGGCAAGAGGCAGAGACCACGAGGAGUGUAGAGAGAAACAUCUCCGCGGAGAGCUGGAAAAAAUCCGGACUGAUCAGUUGAUCCAGAGCAGCUUUUCCCGGAGUAAAUCCAAAUCUGGAAGUUCAGCAGCAGUGGCGGGAGUCCCAGGGAUCGGGAAAACAACAAUGGUACAAAAGAUUGUUUAUGACUGGGCCACGGGGAAAAUAUACCAACAAUUCCAGUUUGUCUUCAGUUUCAAAUUCCGGGAUUUAAACACCAUUAACUGCAGAACAAACCUGAGGGAACUGAUUCUGGAUCAGUAUCCUUACUUCGGGAAUAUCCUGAGAGAGGUCUGGAAGAACCCAGAGGGAUUGUUGUUUAUAUUCGAUGGUUUGGAUGAAUUCAAGCACAGAAUCGAUUUUGCUGACAGUCGGAGAGAUACAGAACCCAAGCACCAGUGCCCAGAUCCCGAGUGGUGGUGUGAAGUGUCUGACAUUGUGUAUAGUUUAAUCCAGGGCAAGCUGCUCCCAGGGUGUUCAGUGCUGGUGACAACCCGCCCCACUGCGUUACAGUUAUUGGAAAAGGCAAAGAUCGGUGUCUGGGCUGAAAUCCUGGGAUUUGUUGAUGAGGAACGGAAGGAAUAUUUCAUCAGACAUUUUGAAGAACAGACGGUGGCGGAAGCUGUUUUCAAUUAUGUGAAGGAGAACGAGAUCCUGUACACCAUGAGCUACAACCCCUCCUACUGCUGGAUCCUUGCUCUGGCACUGGGCUCCUUCUUCAUACAAAGAGUCAGGGACCCGCAACGAGUUCCCAAGACCAUCACCCAACUGUACUCCUACUAUAUUUACAACAUCCUGAAAAGCCACGGCCGUAAGAUUGAGAACCCCCGUGAUGUGUUACUCAGGGUUGGUGAGAUGGCCUUCAGAGGAGUGUCCGGGAAGAAGAUUGUGUUUACAGAUGGAGAUUUGAUCAAGUACAAUCUGCAGCCUUCACAGUUCCUGUCCGGGUUCGUGAUGGAGCUUUCGGAGAGAGAGGAUUCUGGCCUGAGUGUGGUGUACACAUUCCCACACCUCACUAUCCAAGAGUUUGUAGCUGCAGUCGCACAAUUCCUGACUAUACAUCCCGGGGAUAUCCUGAAAUUCCUCACUGAAGCCCACAACACGACAGAUGGGCGAUUUGACAUAUUUCUCCGUUUUAUUGCUGGUCUCUCCUCACCAAUGACAACUCGGUGCCUGGAGGAGUUUCUGGGCCCAUUUCCUCAUGAAACAACCUGCCGAGUGAUUGAUUGGGUGAGGGAGGAGUUUAAACGCCAGAGAGGAAACACUGGGAGUGAAGCUGGUAAAAGGAGACUCCUGAACGCAUUGCACUAUCUGUUUGAGUCUCAAAAUCGUGGACUGGCUCAGGAAACACUGGGAUCUGUGGAAGUACUUUCAUUCCGUGAAAUGCCACUGACCCCGAUUGACUGCGUGGUCCUGUCUCAUGUCAUUGGACUCUGUGAUACCAUAAAACACCUCUGUUUUUGGAACUGCCGCAUUCAGUUUGAAGGAAUACAGCGGCUGGGAUCCGUGCUACACAAGUGUCAGGAGUUGAGACUUGGGGGGAAUGACCUGGGAGAUUCAGGAGUGAAACUGGUGUCUGAGGCUCUGAGGAACCCGGAAUGUAAAAUACAGAAACUGCGGUUGAACGAUGUCGGUCUCACAGAUUCUGGUGCUGAGGAUUUCGCCUCCGCUCUCAGUACAAACCGAACACUGACGGAGCUGAACCUGAGUGUUAAUAAACUGGGAGAUUCAGGAGUGAAACUGGUGUCUGCGGCUCUUGGAAACCCGGAGUGUAAAAUGCGGAAACUGUGGCUUUGGAAUGUUGGUCUCACGGAUUCUGGUGCCGAGGAUCUCGUCUCGGCUCUCCGUACAAACCCAUCACUGACAGAGCUGGACCUGAGAUCAAACUCGCUUACGGACCGAUCUGUCUCCACUCUCCGUCACCUCAUACUGACCGUCCCAAGUCUGGCCAAUAUCGAACUGUGGAGCAAUCACUUCAGUGAGACUGGGGAGAUGGAACUGAAGUCUCUGCAGGAACUCAGACCCGGACUGACAGUGAACCUGUGAACAUCUGAAUGUGUGAAAAUCUGCACUCAAGGGAUGGGGACAUUUUGAUCGAUUCCUCACCAUCCCCUUUAAUGACAAUGCUUCAGAUUUAGUUCCCAGUGGUUUUAACGGGUCACGUUUCCAACCAAACACUCUCUGAUGUCGGAGGUGUUUCCGCAGGCAUGUAAUUCCCCUUUGGGACCAGCGGCGCUAUUUCUGCUGGAUGUCCCAGUACGAGAGUUCAUUUAAGUGAGGCCUUGGGGAAAUACACAGAUAGAAGGAGCCCGGUAGGGGGAAGGGAGCUCAGUCUGGCACACCAGUGUCUGGGGUGGAAUUAUCAUGAGAGAGAAUAGUUUUUGCUCACUAUGCUGAGGACAAUACAUUUAGGGGUCUGUCCAAUAUAAUGAUGUUAAAUAGAUAAAUACCUUGGUAGCGGCCCUGGAACUGCAGCGAUCUCGGACACUGUCCUGAAAUGUGAUUUUAUAAUGAUCUGAUCCCUGAUGCGGAGUGAUGGUGAGAAACAGGACUGAUCAUUCAAUCUGUUACUCGUUGUCGCUGGUCAGUUAAUUGUGUGUGACUCUGAGUGAAUCAGGAACAGCCUAUUUAUUCCCGCAAGUUAGCAGGUUACACGUUGUUUAAUUUACAUUUGUCAUGAUGAAAUCAAUAAACUGUUGUAGCUUCC
Hypanus sabinus (Atlantic stingray) is the source of this 4170-nucleotide messenger RNA. RefSeq names its product NACHT, LRR and PYD domains-containing protein 3-like. Gene Ontology annotation, cellular component: cytoplasm. Lineage: Eukaryota; Metazoa; Chordata; Chondrichthyes; Myliobatiformes; Dasyatidae. The record is from RefSeq and is a predicted model, not a curated record. Gene Ontology annotation, molecular function: protein binding. Bases 429 to 3509 code for a protein of 1026 amino acids. The transcript is spliced from 11 exons.